AUGGCGGACAUUGUAGACGGCGACCGCUCUUGUCCUCUUGCAUUGCACGCGUGUUCGCCCUUGUCAGUCUCCCGUAGCGUAGUCGAGUUAGAGACCGUCACGACCUUCUCAGGUCUCGAUCACCACCGACGCGUGACGCUGUCGCCGGACGAGGUCCAAAUCUGUACCCGUCUGGCCGACCUGUUGCUGGCCGACACCUUGCGCGCGUACGUCGACACGAGUAGCGGUAGUGCCAAAGUAGAUUCCCAGCAGUGGAAGCUCGUCAAGAAGAAGGACCAACUAGGGGCGUACAAGCACAAGCAGCAGCAGCAGCACAGAGCUGCAGCUGCACUCGGUGCGGGGCACUCUAUGGAAGAAGGAGAAGAAGUGGCGGGCACUUGCUCGGCCACUGAAGCAGCAGCAGCGCCACCGUUGCUCCUUGUUACGGGCCACGUCGCUGGCCACGUGCACGACGCCAUGUACGGCCUCGUGAGUGCCAAUACACGGGCCAUGCAACUCAACGGCGCGUACGCGGACGAGACCCUCGAAGACGCUCAAGUGCUGGCGACGAUCAAAGGGCCAACCGUUAACGACCCGUUCCGCUUCCUCGGGAUCAAGUGGGCCGUGCGUCGCCACGGCACCAGGUCGGGCUCGACCUUUGUCAAGCGACGCGAUCUGCUCUACUUGGAAGCCACAGGCACUACGCAAAUGACGGACGGACAGUAUAUCGGAUACCGUGUCGUGCACUCGGUGCGCAUCAACGCACUGCCUCGUCCCUCGUCUUCUGUCGUCCGUGCGCGCAUGUCCAUUGUGCAGCUGUUCCACCAACAGGCGACAGGCGACGGCGCGCGAGGGCUCUCGGGCACGUUGAACGUGUUUGCAAGAGGGUACUAUGACCCACAAGGCGAUAUGCUGCAGUUCAUGGCACUGCACGCAGGUGCCGAGUUGUUGCUGCACAUGACGUUCUCGGCAGUGGACUGUGCGCACCUCAAGAAGAUUGCGUUUGCGACGCAACACGCGCGUCAGUGUCGACAAGGGGUGGCCAGUCAGCUCUUCAAAACCAGUUACAGCGGCGUCGACCGCGGCGUUAUGGCAGGCAUCGAAGAGCUGCUGGACGAAGACGCUGGGCUGUUGCGGGACAAGGCCUGGUCGACGCACUGCUCGCUGUGUGAGCGCCGCGUCGGUAGUUUGCUCAAUCGAAGCGGGAGACCCUGUGCCAUUUGUGCCAGGACCGUGUGCUCGCGCUGCAGUGUGGUCAAGAAACUGCACUUCUUUCGCUGCGAUGGCAGCAGCUUACCAGGUGAUCAUGUCAUGGGUCUAGAAAGGAGCAGAAGUGUGCAGCAGCCGCCGCUGGAGCACCCCGAAGCGUCUCGAACGUCGACCGAGCGAAGUCGAAGCAGUAGCGGCAGUUCUGCGGCCAGCAGUAUGAAUGGCAUGCGCCAGCAAGCGCUCAGGUUCUGCCUGCCGUGUGUGCUGCGCGCCACGCAACGCAAUGCGUCGCAGCUUGUCGUCGAAGAGCUUUUGGAGCAGACCAGCCUCGACCUGGUCACGCCGCGGAGUACACUGGACCAGGUGACUGGCGACGCUCGUCCGUCGCCCAUGCGGCGGCGGUCGACGCAGUCUGGACGGUCCCACCACUCUGCUCAAGCUCCGUGCGGAUCGAACCCGUCGUCUCCGUACGCGGCCCCUAUUUAUCCCCAGCCGCGGCAAAAGGCUUACAGUGCACCCGCUAUCCAACGUGGCGUCCAUCGCUCGUCUCCAGCUGCCCCGCGCGUGAUGCUGUACGUGGAAGACCCGAGAUCGCACUUGUUGGGAUACAGCGCUGCCUAA
Molecule: messenger RNA, 1809 nt
Organism: Hyaloperonospora brassicae
Lineage: Eukaryota; Oomycota; Peronosporomycetes; Peronosporales; Peronosporaceae
Source: the annotation of a GenBank genome assembly